Molecule: messenger RNA, 1517 nt
Organism: Pseudogymnoascus destructans
Lineage: Eukaryota; Fungi; Ascomycota; Leotiomycetes; Thelebolales; Thelebolaceae
Exons: 4
Coding region: 98-1399 (433 amino acids)
Source: RefSeq, a predicted model, not a curated record
CCUCAAUGUGUCCAAGCCAAACCGCCUAAUACGGCCUGAACGACCGACUCUGCAGCCAUUCUCACGGUCUUCCCGGUCGGCGGUGCUGCUACCGAAGAUGACGCUUCCAACUUUAAAUCAAAUCCAAAAUUGGAUUCAAUGGUACAGGAAGCCUUCCUAUCAAGAUAUCCGGGAAUUUUCCGCAGCUGUUCGAGAUGGAAAGCGUGAGAGCACUCUUAGACGUGGCAGCAUAGAAGUGCCUAGUCGCCUAGGCCUCGACCAACUCCUACAAAACUGGACUUGCAGUCCAAUGUCGCUCAGUGAUUUUUACAGGUACCUCAAGCAUGUCGAGCAUUCUCCCGAAAACCUCGAGUUUUACAUGUGGUUCAUUCAGUACCAGGCCACCUAUGUUGCAUGUCCUGAUGAAGCACUCCCAACCAUCCCGUCGUCAGUCUUGUCGGAUAGGGGAUCGCAGGUUUCGAAGAACACCACUUCAUCUCACCAUACACUGACUGAGAAUGAAUGCAAAUUUACAGAGUCUCACAGUAAUGUCUUUGACUUAGACAUAGAAUGUGACGUUGCACUUGGAUCUGGGUCAGAUGAUAUCACGGCUAAGAUUGCCGCCUUCAUUGAUCAGACUAGUAAAUGUUCUUCGAAGUCGGAAAAGUCUCGCUCACUCAUGAAGACUUUCAUGGGGUCCUGUAGCUUCGGUGUAUGCAGGAAUUCCAAAUCCCCACGUUCCGCAUUGACGCGUGCCGAUCUGCCAAAAGUCGUCGACCUAUUUCUCAUGCCUGGCUCCGAGAAAGAGUUGAACAUCCCCCCCGGGAUGAGAAACGCUGUUUUGCUUGCCCUCGAGCACGAUGACGGGCCGGCUCGUUUUAGGCCAAUCGCCGAGCACUGCUAUCAACUACUAAAGAACUGUUCCCACAGGAACUUCGUGCGUAUUGGCGUUAGCAAUGGGACCUUUGAGACAGUGUGCGCUGCCACUACUUUUGGGGCAUUACUCACCUUGGCCGGCUAUAUUCUGGUCUUAAUGCGCGCAUACUAUCCACACCAAAAUGCACACGCACGGUGGGAGGUGCUCUUCUCGUGGCCGAUGUGGUGGUUCGGCAUGGGUCUGUUGCUCUCUGGCCUUCGCGGCUCAUGCUUCUUUAUGCUGCUUCUUAGUCGUCGGAAUCACCUCCCGUGGGAGAAGCAGGUUACCAAACAACAGCAACAAGCCAGUAGCAGCGCAGAUUCGAAUAUGUCAAGUCUCAUCAAUAUGUAUAAGAGGUUGUCUCCUUUCGAGAACAAAGUGCGUAUUAAAGACCUCGCACUUCGUGACCUUCAACACCGGAUUGUGUUUCAGAGCGUGGUUGUUGGCACUAUGUUUGCGACGGCGAUGACCUUAGUCUUCAUCUUUCUUCCUGUGUGGAAAUAGCCACAUCAAGACUUUUUGAGUCUUUGAGGGGGGUCUUUCGUGGGGCAGCACAAAAGUCAGGACAGGAGUCUACCGGCUGUUGCCCCUAACUGAAGGUAUACUAUAGUAAAAAAGCGAG